AUGUCCGACUCAAGCAGUGACCUCUUCGAGAAGGAAGAGACGUCCACUCUGCCUCCAUUGUCCAGGAUGUUGAUGUCCAACGACGUAGCCGUUGAACAGACAGCCCCUUCAGAGGAGAGAGCAGGAAUCGGUCACUGGAUGGUCGUCACAGGUAGCCGAUACCUCCUCGUAGCCACAUUCGCACUCCUCCACGGCAUGAUCUUCUCCUACAGCUUCUGGACUUCCCACACAAAGGAGCAUCUUACCCUCGCCAGGUCCACCUUCGGAAUUACCUCGUCCAUGGCAAAAGCCGCUGCUUUGGUCCUCUACUUUGAUCUCGCCGUUCUUAUCUUUCCGGUGUGCCAGACACUGAACUGGAUUCUCUACCGGACCCCUUUGGGUGCUAGCAUCCACCCUGACAUCAGCAUCUUUUUUCACAAAAUGGUCGGCUGGUACUUGGUCUUCUUUGCCUCGGUGCAUACAAUUGGCCAUUGGAUCAACUUUGCCCUGCUAGCUGUGAAAAAUGGCAUGGGCUUCAAGGGCUUUCUCGCCGUUAACUUCGGCACCAUACCGGGCUGGUCUGGAUACGUCAUGCUCAUAACGCUUGGUCUCAUUGCCGUCACCUCACUCAAAAGAUUUCGGCUUGCAAACUUCGAAUGGUUCUAUUACACCCAUCACCUAUUCGUUAUUUUCUUCGUUGUUUCGAUUCUGCACGGUGCCUACUGUAUCGAAAAGGUGAACGAGGGGCCAAGCAGUGCCAGUACAUGCAGCGCCCGAUACGGUCACAUUUGGCAGUGGUGGAUGUUCGGGGGAUUCGGCUACCUGCUGGCGGAAAGAAUCAGGAAAGAAGUCGUCGGGAGGUACCAGACCCACAUAUCGAAGGUCAUUCGGCACCCUUGCGACGUGGUUGAGAUCCAGAUCAAGAGGGAAAAGACACGGAUGAAGAUUGGGCAGUACAUCUAUCUCUGCUGCCCCGAAGUCUCCCUUUGGCAACACCGUCGUCUUAUGCUUACCAGCGCUCCUGAGGAGGAUUACUUAUCUGUCCACAUGCAUUGCACUAGCGACUUCACUCGCUCAAUAGCUGCCUCAGUAGGAUGCGAAUUCAAGCACCAAGAGAAAACAAAGGAUAUGCUCACGUCCAAGGUGAUUGGCAUUGAUCAAAAGGCUGCCAUACUGGACGUGGAUCCUACAAUUCGCAGGCCUCUGCCGCGGGUGUUCAUCGAUGGACCUUUUGGUGGUGCAUGGGAAGACAUCUUUCAGUACGAGAUUGCAGUCCUUAUAGGAGCUGGGACAGGGAUUAUGCCAUUCGCUUCAAUCCUCAAGAGCAUCUGGUACAGAAUGAAUUACCCUCACGAGAAAACAUUUCUCCGAAAGAUAUACUUCUUCUGGUAUAUCACUGGUAAGGCUCAGUCUCAGGCGGCCUCGAACGUCGUCAGCGAUGAUACCUAUGCAAAGCAGAGCGCCGUCACAGGGCUGCGGACACCGACAAUGUUUGGUCGGCCCAAUUGGGACAAUGUCUUCGAGUCCAUCCGCAACCUACACGGUUCUCCGGGGAAGGUGGGCGUUUUCUUCUCUGGACCUCCGCUAAUGGAACGUCAAAUAAGUGUCAGCCGCAACAAGUACUUUAAAGAUGACUUUGAGUUCGUGUGGAGCAAGGGGAACUUCUGA
Molecule: messenger RNA, 1647 nt
Organism: Letharia lupina
Lineage: Eukaryota; Fungi; Ascomycota; Lecanoromycetes; Lecanorales; Parmeliaceae
Exons: 3
Coding region: 1-1647 (548 amino acids)
Biological process (GO): defense response; superoxide anion generation
Cellular component (GO): plasma membrane; NADPH oxidase complex
Molecular function (GO): superoxide-generating NAD(P)H oxidase activity
Source: RefSeq, a predicted model, not a curated record